Molecule: messenger RNA, 2152 nt
Organism: Amyelois transitella
Lineage: Eukaryota; Metazoa; Arthropoda; Insecta; Lepidoptera; Pyralidae
Product: damage-control phosphatase ARMT1
Exons: 15
Coding region: 143-1594 (483 amino acids)
Biological process (GO): DNA damage response
Cellular component (GO): cytoplasm; nucleus
Molecular function (GO): phosphatase activity
Source: RefSeq, a predicted model, not a curated record
AAAAAAGUAAACAAACUAAUGUCUCCACGGCAUUUCAUCCACAUCACAUCUUUUACGUUUUAUUUAAAUAAGUUUUAUUGCAUAUUCGUUACAUAACAAUAAGUCGAUAAACUUAAGUGUAUAAAACUUCGUGCAAAAAAAAAUGGGUGCAGAACUUAAAUGGCCAAUUGAUACUGAACAUUUACCAGUAAUGAAGUUAAAACAACCAAUCAAUGUUCCAUUGUGUGGUAUAUAUGGCAGGAGUUUUGCAUACUAUUCCCUGAUAGAACGAAUACCGAGGAUCAUAAACAAGAUUAUAGAUCAAUGUAAAACUGAAGGAUCUAAAAUAAAAUUGGCCUGUGAUGCUAGCGAUAAAGACCUUAAUAACUACAUUCAACAAUUAACAAAAAUAAAAACUGAUUUAGUUACCAACCAGUGCUAUGAGCUGAUCAAUGUAGAUACACCUGAAGCUAGAAAAUGGAAUGCCUGGAUCAAAUCCCAGAUUGAACCACGAUACUUCACAAAUCUUUGGGUCUAUAGUGAGUGCUACAUCUAUAGGAGAAUAAGGGAGGCUGGUGAACUUAACAAUGGCCUCUCAUCAUUUGAUCCGUUCGAGGAUCAAAAGCGUAAAGCAUUCGACUCGACCAUAGAGAUGAUGUGUGUAGUAGCGGAGAAGCUAACUGGUAUGUUGGCAUGCAGUGACAAGAAGAAACAGAGAGAAGACUUUAUCACCCUGAUAAAGCUUUGUCUAUGGUCGAAUCAAUGCGAUCUUUCGCUGACCGAUGGCGCAGAUCUAGACUUGGACGCCGGCGCAGGCGCUAUCCUGGAUCCUUUCGAGAUCAUUAAAAAGUUCAAGGAUAAGGUACUAGUUGACGAUUCGGAGAAAGUCGUCGACUAUGUCAUAGCGAAAGCAGAAAGUAUAGCAAGAAGUAGUGGAAAGGGAGGCGACAAUACGGUAAUAUUUGAUAUCGUGUGCGACAAUGCGGGCUAUGAAUUCUUUGCGGAUUUGUGCUUGGCCCAUUUUCUCGUUUCGCAGAAAAUUGUACAAAAGGUUAGAUUCCACAUAAAAAGCAUCCCUUGGUUUGUGUCUGAUGUGACGCUGAGAGAUUUCAAUUACGUCAUAAAGGCGUGCAGUGAAGUAAGCUUCAGCAAAACCGUCAUUCGACCAGAGCCACGUGAGGUGUCAUCAGAGCCGCUUAAGAGGAUAGCAAGACAAUGGCGGCAACUAGUCGAUGAUGGCGUUUUCGUCGUUAUGCACGACGAUUUCUGGACGUCCCCCCACGUGUACAAGGACAUGAAGACCAGCUCGCCGGAGCUGUACCGCGCGCUGCGGGCCGCCGCCGGCGUCGUGCUCAAGGGGGACCUCAACUGCAGGAAGCUGCUCAACGAGGUGCACUGGCCCCCCACCACAGCCUUCCACCAUGCGCUGCAAGGUUUCCACCCAACGGCUGUUAUAUCCGUGCGGACGGUGAAAGCGGAUCUGAUAUGCGGGCUGCCCCCGGGCAAAGCGGAGGAACUGAACCAAAUCGAUGACCAGUGGAUGCAGACAGGAGAAUACGGAACAAUACUGUUUUGCGACAAAGUAGAACCUCUUGAAAAAACAGUUGAAAAUUAAGGCAGACUUUCGACAGGACGACAAAAAAAUUGCAUUGCAUUUUAUGUUUUAUUGUUUUGUUCAUAAAGUACGUUAGGGUUUGGGCACAUAGAAAACGGAAUAAUAUAAGACGGUAGAAAUUUAAAAUUUUACACCAGUACUUGUAAUAGUCUCCUUCUAUAGUCUCAUAUUGUGCCGAAGUCUAUGAUAAGGUACGUAGUUUUAUUCUAGUCUGUGAUCACAAUAUUUAAUGUAUUAGUCGGUUGGGGCGUAGCUAGGGUGAAAUUUGAUGAAGGGCAAUGGUAGAAAAGAUGGCGCAUAAAAAAAAUAUAUUUUAAAAAGAAAAAUAUUUAAGUGCCUUUUCAUCGAUUAUUUUGUGCUUCAAAAAGCAGUAACUUUAAGCCGUUUGGUAGUGCGUGGUUAUUAAUUAUCGCUGACCAAGCAAAUGUUAUUUAAACGCGUGGAUUUUUUUUAAGUAGCAAAUUUACCUUAGAGUAGCGACUUAAUUAUAAAUAAAUAUAAAAGAUCUAUCAUAUUUAAUAUGUUUGUGACCUUUUUGGUACGAUAUUUUGAUAUUGU